Molecule: messenger RNA, 6533 nt
Organism: Nerophis lumbriciformis (worm pipefish)
Lineage: Eukaryota; Metazoa; Chordata; Actinopteri; Syngnathiformes; Syngnathidae
Product: A-type voltage-gated potassium channel KCND3-like
Biological process (GO): action potential; potassium ion export across plasma membrane; protein homooligomerization
Cellular component (GO): voltage-gated potassium channel complex; neuronal cell body; dendritic spine
Molecular function (GO): A-type (transient outward) potassium channel activity; protein binding
Source: RefSeq, a predicted model, not a curated record
GCCGCCUCGAUGCGCUCUGCUCCUCCGCGCAUGAGGCUGAAGACCCGCCGGCCGAGGGGAGCUGCCAGCCGCUUCUUCCCUGCUGGAUGGACCGCGGUUCUGUUCCUCAGUCCCAUCCAGCUUUCGACUCCCUUUCACUUUUUCCUGAUGUCAGCUGAUUUUGAGCGGCGUCUAUCCUGAAGGUGAGCAGCACUACUUCUGCAGACUGCUUCAGCAUGGCCACAGGAGUCGCAGCAUGGCUCCCGUUCGCCCGGGCAGCCGCCAUUGGCUGGAUGCCCGUGGCCAGCUGCCCCAUGCCCGUGGCGCCGAGGGACAACUGUCGCAGACAAGACGAGCUCAUCGUCCUCAACGUCAGCGGCCGUCGCUUUCAAACCUGGAGGACCACUCUGGACCGUUACCCCGACACCCUGCUCGGAAGUUCCGAGAAAGACUUCUUCUACAACGAGGAAGCAAAGGAGUACUUCUUCGAUCGGGACCCAGAUGCGUUCAGGAGCAUCCUCAACUUCUACAGGACGGGGAAGCUCCACUAUCCUCGCCAUGAGUGCAUCUCGGCCUACGACGAGGAGCUGAUCUUCUUCGGCAUCAUCCCCGAGAUCAUUGGGGACUGCUGCUACGAAGAGUACAAGGACAGGAAGCGGGAGAACCUGGAACGGCUGCAGGAUGACCAGGAGGAAAACAAAGACCUCAAGCUUCCCAACAUGAACUUUAGGGAGACCAUGUGGAGGGCUUUUGAGAACCCGCACACAUCCACCAUGGCCCUGGUCUUCUACUACGUCACCGGGUUUUUCAUCGCCAUCUCCGUUAUCACCAACGUGGUGGAGACCGUGCCAUGCGGUCUUACCGCCACCCAGAAAGACAUGCCUUGUGGAGAGCGCUACACGGUGGCUUUCUUCUGCAUGGACACCGCCUGUGUCAUGAUCUUCACAGUGGAGUACCUGCUCCGCCUGUUCGCCGCGCCUAGCCGCUACCGCUUCAUGCGCUCCGUGAUGAGCAUCAUCGACGUGGUGGCCAUAUUGCCGUACUACAUCGGCUUGGUGAUGACCAACAACGAGGACGUGAGCGGCGCCUUUGUCACACUGCGAGUGUUCCGCGUGUUUCGCAUCUUUAAGUUCUCGCGGCACUCGCAGGGCCUGCGCAUCCUGGGUUACACCCUCAAGAGCUGCGCUUCAGAGCUGGGCUUCCUCCUCUUCUCGCUCACCAUGGCCAUCAUCAUCUUUGCUACGGUCAUGUUCUACGCCGAAAAGGGAUCCAGCUCCAGCAAGUUCACCAGCAUCCCAGCUUCCUUCUGGUACACUAUUGUUACCAUGACGACACUGGGAUAUGGAGACAUGGUGCCAAAGACCAUUGCCGGGAAGAUCUUCGGGUCCAUCUGCUCGCUGAGCGGCGUGCUGGUGAUCGCCCUGCCAGUGCCCGUCAUCGUGUCCAACUUCAGCCGCAUCUACCACCAGAACCAGAGGGCGGACAAACGCCGCGCCCAGAAGAAAGCCAGACUAGCCAGAAUACACUUGGCCAAAUCAGGGAGCGCCAACGCCUUCCUGCUGAGCAAACACAACGGAUUACUGAGCGACCUGCUGGAGCUGACGAGUGCAGAGGCUGACGAGCAGAAGCUGGCAAAGCCGUCGUCUCUUUACGAGAGUCAACACCACCAUCUGCUGCACUGUCUGGAAAAAACCACUUCUUUGUUCCCCCUCCAGGCGCAUGAAUUUGUAGACGAGCAGCUGUAUGAACAGACCUGUUUAGAAGCCAUGCUGCAGAGCUUUCCCGCCCGCAAGCCGUCUGUAAGCAGCCAUGAGGACGCCGCGACCUCCUGCUGCGGACGCAGGACCAGGAGGAACACGCCACUGACCAAUGCGGGGUCCAAUCAGCACAGCCCCCUGAGGGAGCUCAGUGCCAUCCACAUACAGUGUGGGGAUCGAACGUCGCACGCUCCCAGUCGUUCAAACCUCAACUUGAAGCCCACCGAUGACCUCGGUAGGAUCCACUGCAAGAGCGGCCGCAUCACCACCGCCAUCGUCAGCCUCCCCACCGCCUCUUCCUUGACGCACGACGCCGACAAGCUCAGGGGGCCGCCUGGUCGAAGGCCGCCCCAUUCCUCGGGUCAGCCUGGGGGGGGCAGCAUCCAAACGACGACCAGCUCGGCCAACAUCGUCAAAGUGUCCGCCCUGUGACGUCGCCUGGAGACACGACAGGACGUUUGUUGAAGAUAAGUCUUGGACAAAAAGUGUGGUUUGUGAUAGUUUGAGAGACACUGGGGUGCAGUUAGCAUAUCGGUCCAGCAGGCGGCGCUGUUCAGCUUCUACAAUGUCAUUUCCUGUUGACGUAAAAUGUUUGGGGAUAUUUGUUGUUGUUGUUGUUGUAUCGUGUUGGCGUACCGUGUCGUUCGUGUGUCACGUUCAAAACUUUUAAAAAAAGCAUAAUUUUGAAACACUAUUCUGCCUAGCAACAACUAGAGAGUCACUUUGUGUUCUCGGUUUGAAUAUUAAAAAAGACAUUCAUUGCACACUGCUCAUGCAUGUGUGGAAAUAGUGAAUAUACCACAAAAUGUAUAAUAAUAACAAUAGGGGCUUUGAAUCGUAAAAAAAAAAAAAAAAGGCGCAGUUAUUCAGCUAAAUUGAUGCUUUUCUAUUUUUAUACACGCGUAUUCCAAAUUCUUGGACCUAACAUGGACAUGGAAUAUGCACACUUGAAUGUAAUCAUGAGUUUUACAAAUGUAUUUUAAAACAUUAAUAAUAAUGUGAUGUUUCCAUGACAACUCAUUGUCACAUCUUCUUAACGAGGCUUUUAUUCGUCACCUAAAUACGAAUCAGCGUCUGCUCAAUUGUUAUUACUUUUAUCUAGAGCAGGGGUGUCCGUUACGUCGAUCGCGAGCUACCGGUCGAUCAUGGAGGGUGUGUCAGUCGAUCGCCAGCCAGGCAUUAAAAAAAUAGUCGUACAAAUUGCGGUCAUCAAUCUUAACUAUGACGUCACUUGAUUAACAUUCACGGCAGCCGAGAGUCUUGUGAGAUGACGCCGGCUGCUGCCAGAUCAUUAUUAAGAAAAAAUGACCGACGAACGACGAACACUUUUUAUUUCAACAGACUCUAGCGCAGUGGUUCUAGCGCAGUGGUUCUUAACCUGGGUUCGAUCGAACCCUAGGGGUUCGGUGAGUCGGGCUCAGGGGUUCGGCGGAGGUCAAGACACACCCGACUCAUCGUGUAAAUAAGAACUUCUCCCUAUCGGCGCAACAGCAGAAGUCACACUGAUUUGCAGGUGUGUAAUUUGUUGUGAUUUCAUGCACCGUGUUGGUUUUGUUCUUUAAACAAGGUGAUGUUCAUGCACGGUUCAUUUUGUGCACCAGUAAAAAAAACAUGGUAACACUUUAGUAUGGGGAACAUAUUCACCAUUAAUUAGUUGCUUAUUAACAUGCACAUUAGUAACAUAUUGGUUCUUAACUAGUCAUUAUUAAGUACUUAUUAAUGCCUUAUUCGGCAUGGCCUUAUUAUAGCCCUAACCCUGGCCUAACCCUCUAACCCAGUGGUCGGCAACCUUUUUGUAGCUGUGGACCAGUCAACGCUUGAAAAUGUGUCCCACGGACCUGGGGGGGUUAAUGGUAUUUUUUUAUUUUUUUAUUUUUUUUGUCAUAAAGAAAUACAAUCAUGUGUGCUUACGGACUGUAUCCCUGCAGACUGUAUUGAUUUAUAUUGAUAUAUAAUGUAUAUAUUGUGUUUUUUAUGUUGAUUUAAUUUAAAAAAAAAUAUAUAUAUAUAUUUCUUGUGGGGCCGCGGCCCGGUACCAAUCGGUCCACGGACUGGUAGUUGGGGACCACUGCUCUAACCCUAACCAAAUAACUCUAAAUUAAGUCUUUGUUACUUAGAAUAUGUUCCCCUAGUGCAGGGGUCGGCAACCCAAAAUGUUGAAAUAGCCAUAUUGGACCAAAAAUACAAAAACAAAUCUGUCUGGAGCCACAAAAAAAUUAAAAGCCAUAUUACAUACAGAUAGUGUGUCAUGAGAUAUAAAUUGAAUUAAGAGGACUUAAAGGAAACUAAAUGAGCUCAAAUAUACCUACAAACGAGGCAUUAUGAUGCAAUAUGUACAUAUAGCUAGCCUAAAUAGCAUGUUAGCAUGGGAUUAGCUUGCAGUCAUGCAGUGACCAAAUAUGUCUGAUUAGCACUCCACACAAGUCAAUAACAUCAACAAAACUCACCUUUGUGCAUUCAUGCACAACGUUAAAAGUUUGGUGGACAAAAUGAGACAGAAAAAGAUGUGGCAUAAAACACGUCCUAGAAAGUUAUACCGUACAUGUAAACAAACUACGGUAAGUACAAGGACCGCCAAAAUUAGUAGGACAAAACGGCGCUCGCCAAAUACUCGAAUUAGUGAAGCAUGUUUAAUAUAAACAGUGGGAUUUAUAACAAUUAGGGAGGUUUGUGUCAUGUUUGGCCUCCGACAGAAACCAUAUUAAAACAAAAAAUAAAUUAUUUCCCCUCAUCUUUUUCCAUUUUUUAUACAUCUUUGGAAAAGCUACAGGGAGCCACUAGGGCGGCGCUAAAGCAUGCGGCUCUAGAGCCGCGGGUUGCCGACCCCUGCCCUAGUGUCUAAAAAACUGUAAAUUAAGUCUUUGUUACUUAGAAUAUGUUCCCCAUACUAAAGUGUUAACAAAAGCAUAUAACUUUGUCUUGAAUUUGAAAAAAAAAAAUUAUUUUUCACUAAAGAAGGGUUCGGUGAAUGCGCAUAUGAAACUGGUGGGGUUCGGUACCUCCAACAAGGUUAAGAACCACUGCUCUAGCGCCAUACCUGCCGUCAAAAGCCUAAAGACCAACCACACAGUUCCUGUCUUUACAAUAAAAGCGCCUCUCCAUCCUGCCUCCGCUAACAAAACAAGAGUCUCAGAAACCUGCCGUGCACAAGAUUACAAGCUACGGAGUUUGCCGCCAAUGUAUUUCUUGUAAAGUGUAUACAAAGGAGUAUGGAAGCUGGACAAAUAAGAUGCCAAAAACCAACCACUUUCAUGUGGUAUUGGACAGAAAGGAGGAAUUUUUUUCUCCUCCAUUCGAAAAUGUGGACGUUAUCAUCACCACUGUCUGAUUCCAAUCAAUGCAAGUCAUCAGAAUCAGGUAAUACACCAACUUAUAUUCUUGUCUUCAUGAAAGAAAGGAAUCUAUAUGUGUUAAACAUGCUUGUAUUAUCAUUAAACACCUUUAACUCGCCCGGGAAAGGGUGGAGCGCCAUCUCCGGGUUGGGGAGGAGACCCUGCCCCCAUGUGGAGGAGUUCAAGUACCUCGGAGUCUUGUUCACGAGUGAGGGAAGAGUGGAUGGUGAGAUCGACAGGCGGAUCGGUGCGGCGUCUUCGGUAAUGCGGACGCUGUAUCGAUCCGUUGUGGUGAAGAAGGAGCUGAGCCGGAAGGCAAAGCUCUCAAUUUACCGGUCGAUCUACGUUCCCAUCCUCACUUAUGGUCAUAAGCUUUGGGUUAUGACCGAAAGGACAAGAUCACGGGUACAAGCGGCCGAAAUGAGUUUCCUCCGCCGGGUGGCGGGUCUCUCCCUUAGAGAUAGGGUGAGAAUCUCUGUCAUCGGGGAGGAGAUCAAAGUAAAGCCGCUGCUCCUCCACAUCGAGAGGAGCCAGAUGAGGUGGUUCGGGCAUCUGGUCAGGAUGCCACCCAAACGCCUCCCUAGGGAGGUGUUGGGAAGACUAUCUCUCCCGGCUGGCCUGGGAACGCCUCGGAAUCUCCCGGGAGGAUCUGGACGAAGUGGCUGGGGAUAGGAAAGUCUGGGCUUCCCUGCUUAGGCUGCUUCCCCCGCGACCAGACCUUGAAUAAGCGGAAGAAGAUGGAUGGAUAGAUGGACAUUUAACUUGUUAACAAAAACGUCUCUUUCAUAAAUAAAUACAUAUAAAUGAUAUAUAUGAAUGAGGUAGAUCCCUUCGACUUGGUCAAUUGAAAAGUAGCUCGCCUGCAGAAAAAGUGUGGGCACCCCUGAUCUAGAGUGUGUACAUGUGUGUGGGUGCGAGUGUGUGUGUGUGCGUGUGUGUGUGUGUUAUGGCGGGACUCAAGUGUCACAUGAGAAUUAAAAUCUGUGGUAACUACCAAGUCUAUUGUUUUCCUGCAUCUCUACAUUACAGAUUUUUAUUUUUAUUUCAGCAUAUUCUACAUAUUUUGGGCCUGAAUUAAAUGUAUCGAGUCUUAUUUGUGUAUCAUACAUAUUACAGUGCAGUAUUUGUCUUAUGUCCUGUUAUUUCAAUGUGGCGAUCGAUAAAGCUACUUGCUGUAGUCACCAAGCGUUAAGGAUAAGUGUGACAAUAACAUGGUGGAAGUAGAACUUUUUGUGGCACUUCUUCAACUCCUGCCUCAUCAAUUACACAUCACCACAUUGGUGAGUUUUUGACGUGAGCGUUGGCAAAAGACAACCGUGGUACCAGUGACGUGCAGUCACUAGAGGCAGGUGAGGCAGGGCCUCACCUGCCAUCAUGGAAAGAAAAAAAAUGUAAAAAGAAAAAAAUAUAUAUUAAAUUGUUAUAUGUAUCCAGUGAUUAUACUAUAAAGUUAUUUUCCAUUUAA